AUGGUCCGCGUGAUGAUCACCCAAUGGACAUAUGUGCUGCGGCAUGCCACACGGGAAAUGUGCGGUAUAAUUGGCAUACUGGACCUUCCCGCGGACCAUCUUCAUCCAAUCCUUAUUCGCCUGGAUUUCCCUGCUGGCUCCCCCGGCCCCGGUAAACCCACAACGCCACAUCUCAUGCGCAUCAUCAUAUCCCCUCUGCGUGCAUGUCCAACACCGAUGCACCCACUUCUCGACCUCACUGACCAAAAACGCUUCGUCGUCGAAUCGGGGUCCGGCCGGACCGUGAUGCCGCUGCGCGAUGUGGGCGCGCUCAAUGUCCUGCUGUCGGAAUUGGUGUCGGAUGUCCGUCGGGAUGGUUCGGGGUGUGGUGGUGGGGAUGGAUGUGGGCUCGACCCUGGGGGUCGUGGGUGA
Molecule: messenger RNA, 411 nt
Organism: Penicillium argentinense
Lineage: Eukaryota; Fungi; Ascomycota; Eurotiomycetes; Eurotiales; Aspergillaceae
Exons: 1
Coding region: 1-411 (136 amino acids)
Source: RefSeq, a predicted model, not a curated record